GCAGACACCAGGACUCCAAGAUGGCGUCAGUCGUACCAGUGAAGGACAAGAAACUUCUGGAGGUCAAACUGGGGGAGCUGCCAAACUGGAUCUUGAUGCGGGACUUCAGCCCUAGUGGCAUUCUCGGAGCAUUUCGAAGAGGUUACUACCAGUACUACAACAAGUACAUCAACGUGAAGAAGGGGAGCAUCUCGGGGAUUACCAUGGUGCUGGCAUGCUACGUGCUCUUCAACUACAGCAUUUCCUACAAACAUUUCAAGCACAAGCGGCUCCGCAAAUACCACUGAAGAGGACACGCUAUGCACCACCCCCUGACCCCAUGACCUUGGCCUGAGCCCCUCCAUGAGGAACACAAUCUCGAUCGUUGCUGAAUCCUUUCAUGUCCUAAUGGGAAUUAACCUCCAAAUAAAAGAUGACUGGUAAAAAAAAAAAAAAAAAAAAUUAAA
Molecule: messenger RNA, 446 nt
Organism: Mandrillus leucophaeus (drill)
Lineage: Eukaryota; Metazoa; Chordata; Mammalia; Primates; Cercopithecidae
Product: ATP synthase subunit f, mitochondrial
Exons: 1
Coding region: 21-287 (88 amino acids)
Biological process (GO): proton motive force-driven mitochondrial ATP synthesis
Molecular function (GO): proton-transporting ATP synthase activity, rotational mechanism
Source: RefSeq, a predicted model, not a curated record